Molecule: messenger RNA, 1158 nt
Organism: Trichoderma gamsii
Lineage: Eukaryota; Fungi; Ascomycota; Sordariomycetes; Hypocreales; Hypocreaceae
Exons: 1
Coding region: 1-1158 (385 amino acids)
Source: RefSeq, a predicted model, not a curated record
AUGUCCCGAGAAACAACAUCUCCAGUGUUCCCCAAGUGGAGGCCAGGGACCCUCGACAUCCACCACAUCGACACCGGCUGCGGCAAUUCCACACUAAUUGUCGGACCAGAUGGGACAACAAUUAUCAUUGACUGUGGGACUUCCAAGGAUAUUCCCUCGGGACAGGACGGCUCGCGCCGACCCGGCGAGCUGGUAGCGCGCUAUGCUCUGCGCAACAGCAACAGCACGAUGCUCGACUAUCUCAUCGCCACCCACAUCCACCCGGACCACGUCGGCGAUGUCCAUUCCGACACGUCAGCCAUGGGCGACGGCUUCCAACUGACUGGGCUCAGCGACGUUGACCGCCUCAUGCGGGCGAGCCUCGUCAUCGACCGCGGCUAUCCCAACUACGCCUUGCGGCCACCACUGCCACCGUCAGCACCUUUCGCCGACAAUUAUAUAGAGUGGCUCCAUACCAAGCGGCGGAAAUGGCGUGCAGUCACCCGCAUCGACGUCGGUUCGACGAGCCAGAUCAGGCUGCGCCGCCCUCAGGACUACCCGACAUUCUCCAUCCGCACGCUUGCCGCCAACGGCUCCGUGUGGACCGGCACCGGGGAGGAGAGCCGGUCGCUUUUCCCGGACCUCAGCACCCUGCCCCCGGAGGCGCUGCCAGAUGAGAACAAGUGCUCCAUGGCAUUUCUCGUGUCGUACGGCCUCUUCCGCUACUACACCGGCGGCGAUCUGAACUGCGACACGCAAGACGGUCGCUAUCCCUGGAUGGACGUCGAAACGCCCGUGGCCAGGGUCGCAGGCAAAGUCGACGUCGCCGUUGCCAACCACCACGGCUAUUUCGAUGCCUGUGGACCGGGAUUUGCUGCCCUGCUUGAUGCCACGAACUACAUCAUUCCCGCCUGGCACGUCACGCAUCCGGGAAUGGCCCAGCUGCAGCGCAUGCUUGGAGCGUGGCCGGGCGUGAGGAGGCACAAUGUCUUUGCCACCAGAAUGUUGCCCGAGAAUUGUCUGAUCAACAGUCGUUUCACUGCUGAGAUGCGCAGUCGGCAGGGCCAUGUGGUAGUUCGCGUAGAGCCGGGCGGGGGAAGCUAUAGAAUCUUGGUGCUUGACAGUAGCAACGAACAGGACUAUGUGACUGCUGAAUUUGGUCCUUAUAUGUGUAGCUGA